Aspergillus campestris IBT 28561 is the source of this 1341-nucleotide messenger RNA. Its product is annotated as taxilin. The record is from RefSeq and is a predicted model, not a curated record. Lineage: Eukaryota; Fungi; Ascomycota; Eurotiomycetes; Eurotiales; Aspergillaceae. Gene Ontology annotation, molecular function: syntaxin binding. The transcript has 5 exons. Bases 1 to 1341 code for a protein of 446 amino acids.
AUGUCGUCCGCUGCCAUGUCCAAGAAGAACAAGGGUAAAAAGGUCGCCGACCCGAACGAGACCUCGAAAUUGUUGGCGGCCAAAAUCUCCCAGUUGGAACAAGAUGCUGCGGGGGAAAAGGACCAGGAGCAGGAAAUUGAGCGAGAGGUCAAGAAAGCCACUCGAGACCUCAAUCAACUGUUGAGUAACAUCGAAUCCCCCAUGACCCGACUGGAGACCGUCCAUAAGAAAUACACCGAGUUGCUCGCCGAUAUGAAAAAGUUGGAUCGCGAUUAUUCCAAGAGCAAGAAGCGAGCCGACCAGUUGCAGAAGGAUCAGGACAAGGGUAAAUCGGAGUUGAAUAAAACGGUCACCAUGAAGGACAAACUGGAGAAACUAUGCCGCGAACUCACCAAGGAGAACAAGAAGGUCAAGGACGAGAACAAGAAACUGGAGGAGACGGAGAAGAAGGCACGGCUCAUUGUCAACGAACGCCUCGACUCGCUGUUGUACGAUAUUCAAGAUGUCAUGGCCGCCAAGGGGAACCCCCGCAACGAGAAGUUGGAUAUUGACUUGGACGAAGCUUUGCGCGCCAAGAUCAAGACCAUCGGCGAAAAGUUCGAAAUGCGCGAAUUACACUACAAGUCCCUCCUUCGGAGCAAGGAUGCGGAGAUACAAUGCCUGACCGCCAAGUACGAAGAACAACGCCGAGCCGCAGAGAACGAAGCCGCCCGAUGCCGUGCGCUCAGCUCGCAGGUGUCCACCUUUUCACAAACCGAAGCCGAAUUGCGGAGCCAGCUCAACAUCUACGUCGAGAAGUUCAAGCAGGUGGAAGAUACGUUAAACAACAGUAACGAGCUGUUUCUGACCUUCCGCAAGGAGAUGGAGGAGAUGUCGAAGAAGACCAAACGCCUGGAGAAGGAGAAUCUGACCCUGACACGCAAGCACGACCAGACCAAUCGCAAUAUCCUGGAGAUGGCGGAGGAACGCACACGGAAUCACGAAGAGUUGGAAAAGUGGCGCAAGAAGAGCCACCAUCUCGAGGCCCUGUGUCGGCGCAUGCAAGCCCAGGGUCGGGGACAGGGCCUGGCCGCGGAGCUGGGCGCGGAUGACGAGGGGACGGAGAGCGAAUAUGACGAAGACUACGAAGACGAGGAAGACGACGAGGAGGGCAUCAGCGACGACGAUGAGGACGAAGACGACGAGGAGGAGUACGAGCUGGACAGCCCGAACCGCGGCUUGAACGGCGACCGUCACGCGCCACAGCAACCGGAAAAGCCGGUCUUUGGACCGCCGCCGCCGCCGAAUCUUUUGGAAGCGCGUGCCAACGGGAACAAGGCCAUGAUCAAUGGAUGUCAUUAG